Cololabis saira (Pacific saury) is the source of this 700-nucleotide messenger RNA. RefSeq names its product gamma-crystallin M3-like. Lineage: Eukaryota; Metazoa; Chordata; Actinopteri; Beloniformes; Belonidae. The transcript has 3 exons. The record is from RefSeq and is a predicted model, not a curated record. Bases 119 to 649 code for a protein of 176 amino acids. Gene Ontology annotation, biological process: lens development in camera-type eye; visual perception. Gene Ontology annotation, molecular function: structural constituent of eye lens.
AGCUGACUCAUGGAUCCCAUACAAUAGUGCCAUUGAAUGUUUGGAUGUCGCGUUAGGUAUAAAACCGGCUUAAAUCCAGGAUAGGAUUGCUAUAGCAUCAUUCCAUCUAUCAGCCACCAUGCACGGCAAGAUCAUCUUCUACGAGGACAGGAACUUCCAGGGACGUUCCUAUGAGUCCAACAGUGACUGCUCUGACAUGUCCUCCCACCUGAACAGGUGCCAGUCCUGCAAGGUGGAGAGUGGCUGCUUCAUGAUCUACAACCGCCCUAACUUCAUGGGUCAACAGCACUUCCUGAGGACGGGCGAGUACUCUGACUACCAGCCUAUGAUGGGUUUUGGUGACUGUAUUAGAUCCUGUCGUAUGAUCCCAAUGCACAAAGGCUCCUUCAGAAUGAAGAUCUAUGAGAUGGAAAAUUUCGGAGGUCAGAGUCAUGAGCUGAUGGACGACUGUGACGACAUCCAGGACAGAUACCAAAUGUCCAACUGCCAGUCCUGCCAGGUGAUGGACGGCCAAUGGCUGAUGUACGAGCAGCCCCACUACAAAGGCCGGAUGAUGUACUUGAGGCCCGGAGAGUACAGGAGCUUCAGGGAGAUGGGAUACGAUGGAAUGAGAUUCAGAUCAGUCAGACGCAUCUCUGACUCCUGCUAACUUUACCAUUAGAAUUUCUAAUCUUCAAAAAUAAAGAUAUUUUCAUCCUCA